Molecule: messenger RNA, 2649 nt
Organism: Phycodurus eques (leafy seadragon)
Lineage: Eukaryota; Metazoa; Chordata; Actinopteri; Syngnathiformes; Syngnathidae
Gene: scrn2
Product: secernin 2
Exons: 8
Coding region: 67-1326 (419 amino acids)
Biological process (GO): proteolysis
Molecular function (GO): cysteine-type exopeptidase activity; dipeptidase activity
Source: RefSeq, a predicted model, not a curated record
CGUGACUCCUGAGUCUUCAACCUGCCAUCCAGCAGCCGGCCGUCAGCGCUCACAAUAUCCGAAAGGAUGGCAGAAGAUCCCAUGUCAUGUGACUGUUUUGUUUCAUUGCCCCCUGGCUCUCUUGAUGACCACGUCAUUUUUGGGAAGAACUCUGACCGUCCCCGGGAUGAGGUGCAGGAGGUAGUCCACUACCUCCCAACCUCUCACCCUCCGGGCACCAUGCUGGAGUGUACAUAUAUACAGAUCCCUCAGGUAGAGCAGACAUAUGCUGUUAUCCUUAGUAAACCAGCUUGGAUGUGGGGAGCUGAAAUGGGAGCCAACGAUCAGGGAGUUUGUAUUGGGAAUGAGGCAGUCUGGACUCGAGAGGCUGUCACUUCUGGAGAGGCUUUGCUGGGCAUGGAUCUUGUGAGGCUGGGCCUGGAGCGUGGUGACAGUGCAUGGGCAGCGCUCACUGUCAUCACUGGCCUGUUGGAGCAACACGGACAAGGGGGUCAGUGCAGGGAGGAUCCUGAACCUUUAAGCUACCACAGCACCUUCCUUCUGGUGGACCGAAAUGAAGCUUGGGUUCUGGAAACGGCUGGAAGACUGUGGGUUGCACAGAAGAUCUCAGAGGGAGUGACGAACAUCUCUAACCAGUUGACCAUCGACACUGAGAUUACCACAGAGCAUCCGGAGCUGCGGAGCGUGGCCCAGGCACAGGGCUGGUGGGAUGGAGAAGGAGAGUUUAACUUCUCACAAGUGUUCAGCCCUGAGAAGCAACCCAUCAGGAUGGAGCUUGCCAAAAAGCGCUAUAAGGGGGGUGCAGAGCUACUACAGCAACGUGACGGCUCCGUGACAGCACAGGUGAUGAUGUCUAUUCUGAGGGACAAGCCCAGCGGCAUCUGCAUGGAUUCUGGCGGUUUUUGCACCACGGGCAGUAUGGUGUCUAUACUUCCCAGAGAUACGAACCUGCCAUGCAUCCACUUCUUCACUGCGACUCCAGACCCCUCCCGGUCCAUAUUCAAGCCUUAUAUCUUCUCUGAGAACUACACCCCUGUGCUCAGUGUAGUCUCCCCACACUUUGGCCCUGAUGAUCCUGCAAAGAAGCAGCCGCGCUUUCAGGACCAGGUUGACCGCAGGCAUGACCUUUACAAGGCUCACCAGGAGGCACUGAACACUAUGAAGACUGACCCGGACAAGGGCUUAGCUAACUAUACGAUUCUGAGGGACCUCGAGUCACAGUGUCUGAGUGAGAUUUCAGCCAUGUUGAGUGGAGAGAUACCAGGCGAUGAACUGGGAAACUUGUUUUUUGAUUGUGUGGACACGGAGAUCAAGUUCUAUCAAUGACAGGUUGGAGAACUGCUUGGUUUGAUCUUAAAUUACCACACUUGAAAAUUGCCGUGGUUCAACGACUUUCCUGAUAGUACUUAAAAAUUUGAAUCUAAUAAUCUUAAUCAAUUAACUGUCGACAUUUAGUUAUGAACGACAACAGUAAAGCACAUAAAAAUGACUGAAUGAAUGAAUGAAUUGUUGUUAUUUUCCCCAUCUAGUUGGAACAGUUUAGUCAGGUUGAAAGGUCACUGUUUGUAGUUUCAGUGGCUUAUUUGCCGCAUGUACAUGAAACUGUCAACUGAUCAACUGUUUUUUCAUACUGCGGCCUCAACUGCUCAUUCCUAGUAAACUGAGAGUGGCAGGAAAGGCCGCGGAGUGACUCUUGGAACAUUUAUCCUCCAAUAUGCCUUUGCCUCACCUCGCAUAUCGCUGAUACCGUUAUAUAAUUCAUUAAGACUAAGGGGUCUGUUUUCGUGACCGGCGUAAGACUGCGUGGAGGCAUCUUAGCGUUUGCUGUCAAACUCCUUGGAGGUCUUCCCGUCCUUUUUGUUUUGGUAAUUUCACAGACAGGCGUAAGCAGGCGUGUUUAAAAGAGUGAGGUCUGCGCCGCUGUGGGCGUGAUCACAGCAGAUUUCAAUCAUGCCCAAUCAAAGCGGCUCCUCCCAUUCCCGUUAAAUGUGGCGCACUCACGGCCUCACUUAUAGACAUCUCUGUGUGGAAGAGAACAAUAUGUAAUCGCAGUAAUCCGUGCGUGACUGGAGCAUUGUCAUUGCUCUUGGACGGUGUGGCAAUAGACAAACAGAGCGGGUACCCUUAUUAAACAACGAAUGAGCUGGUGAUAACCGCUGGCAAUUUAAAUAUGUCCGCGGACCUCAGGUAUCAAUCUAUCACCACCCACAAUCAUUCGUGUGCCCGCCUCCCAUAGCUGUGCUGGCCCGUGAGAUGAUUUAAAAUAUAUAAUGAUGAUGAUGAUAAUAGUGCCGCUACUACUGCUACGAAUAAUAAAAAUAAUAAUGCAUUCAAUGACUUGGCAAACGUGAACGAGUCUUGUGCUUGCACAAAAAUUCGUAUAUACCAGCAAUUGCAUCCUGCCACAGAUGCGUCGUCUACGAAAAUAGGACCCUAAAUGUCUAAAAGAUGUCUGAUCAUCAGUUUAACCUGGGAACAAUGACCUCUGUAGUGUUAAUAAAGGUCUAGAUGGCACAUGCACUAAUGUAGCAGUGGUUUUGCACUUCAGUAUUGUAUGGAGUAUGUUUGAAAUGUGAUUUGUUGGAAAACAAUGGGUUGUCAUGUGAUGGCUACAUGGACAAUGUGAAAUAAAGACUGUUUAGAAUGUGA